GUGGAACCAGGGGUGGCGCUCGAAAUGAACAAAGGCUGUGCCUAGUUAACGCUGAAUCAGUUUCAUCUCAUCUCAUUUCACUGCAUGCUCCAACGAUGCUCAGAAUAAACAACAAGAGCGGAGUGCUUACUUGUUUUAAAACCCUCAUCAACGACUCACGGUGUUUCUGCUCCUCUCUGCCCAAAGGAUCAGUUAAUGAUCAUUCGUCUUCAGAAACAGAAUCUGAUUACUCCCUUGGUCGAGGCCGCAUUGACAUUUCAAAAUGGGAGACUUUCGAUGCAAAGAAGCUUGGUAUUAACAGUUCUAUGAUUUCGAAACCGUCUCAGCUUGUCCUGAAACUUCUUAAAGAAAAAGGGUUUAAGUCCUACUUUGUAGGUGGAUGUGUGAGAGAUCUAAUAUUGAAUAGAAUUCCGAAAGAUUUUGAUGUGGUCACCACAGCAAAGCUUAUUGAGGCGAGGAAGCAGUUUGGUCGUCAUUCAGUUCGUGCUGUUGUUGUUGGACGACGUUUUCCAGUAUGCCUGGUUCAUAUAAGAGGUUCGGUAGUAGAGGUAACCAGUUUUGAGACAGAAGCAAAAACUUCCAAAGCAGUGGAAAAAGUGUUACACUCUCUGCUGCCCAAAUGCAAGAAUAAAGAAGACCGAUUUCUUUGCAAAAGCUCCUUGCGCAGGGACUUCACAAUUAAUAGUUUAUUUUAUGACCCCUUUGCCAAUAAAAUAUAUGAUUAUGCCAAUGGAAUGGCUGAUUUGAGGUCCUUAAAGCUAGAAACUGUGAUCCCUGCUCAGUUGUCCUUUAAAGAUGAUCCUGGGAGAAUUUUGCGUGGCUUCAGAAUUGCAGCUCGUCUAGGUUUAUCAUUAUCAAGGGAGACCGAGGCUGCAAUCUGGACAUGUUCUUCCCUAGUUAAGACCAUGAACAAGGAUAGAGUAAUGAUUGAAUUGAACUAUAUGCUGUCUUAUGGAGCUGCUGAGCCAUCUCUGCGCUUACUCUGGAAAUUCAAAUUGCUUCAAUUUUUGCUUCCGAGGCAUGCAGCAUAUCUCGACAAACAGGCUACUAAAGAAGAUGCUCUGGCUUCCAAUAUGUUGAUGCAAUUAUUCAAGCAUUUGGAUAAUUUGGUUGGAUGCGAUAGACCUUGUGAUUGCAUUCUAUGGAUUGGAUUGCUAGCGUUUCACCUUGCAUCAUUAAAAAACAGUCAAGAUGCUCUUGUGGUUUGGGCACUUGCUUCUGUUCUAUAUCAUGGAGAGUGGGAAGGAGGCAUUAAAUUUGCUAAAGAACGUGCAAAAAUGUGUGUUAAUUUUGCACCUGAAAUAAAGAGGUCCAGUAUAUGCAAAUCAGAUGAGGAAAUCGCAAAAGCAGUCACUAAAUUGGCAUCUUUGGCUAUUGACUCCUUACAUGGGCAGGCAUUCAUACCAAGGAAAACAGGGAAAGCUGUUUCUGAAAUUUUCGAAGUGCUGCUCAAUGAUAUUACAUUGUACAAGAGUGUAAGACAAAGUGAAAAGAUAAAUUAUGACAUGCUUGGGAGGGGCCAUAUUUCAGAGACUCGAUAUGUUUUGGGCAAAAUUGUUCUUGAAACUAUGCAUAGUGGAAUUGUUGGAGACGGGGAUGGUUUUGAGGCUGAAAAAUGUCACCUUAAGACUGAGGGCACCAAGGAUUUUGACCAAUUGGAGGGAACAAAAGAUAAAAGAAAGGUUUUAUCAACACCAAAUGUAGAGCACAAGCAAGAAAAACUCAAAAAACAGAAAUUGACCAAGAAUGCUUGCAUUGCAGAGCAGAAACUGGGCUCGGAUGAAUUGUUGAAGUACAGGGAAACCAAUGAAGAGCACCAAAAGAUUUUGACCAAGGAUUUUGAGGCUGAAAAAUGUCACCUUAAGACUGAGGGCACCAAGGAUUUUGACCAGUUGGUGGCAACAAAAGAUAAAAGAAAGGUUUUAUCAACACCAAAUGUAGAGCACAAGCAAGAAAAACUCAAAAAACAGAAACUGACCGAGAAUGCUUGCAUUGCAGAGCAGAAAAUGGGCUCGGAUGAAUUGUUGAAGUACAGGGAAACCAAUGAAGAGCACCAAAAGCCAGUUAAGUUGCACCGGAAGGUUGAUCUAUCUAUGAAAAAGAACUCUAUGGCAGAUAAUAAAAGCCGCCAUAGAAAACAGUUGAUAAAUGAUAGAAAGAAAAUUGCCGGUGCCAGUAAAAGUUCUACAGACCAUGCUAGGCAUCUGACGAAGGAUGAGCACUGUAUGCCAUCAAAAUCUACAAAGGCCCAGAAUCAGCAGGUGGUAGCCAAUAACCACAACAUAAAGGAAACCAGUGAAGAGAACCAAAAGCCAGUUAAUUUGCGCCAGAAGGUUGAUCUAUCUAUGAAGAAGAAAUCUAUGCCGAAUAAUAAAAGCAGUGAUAGAAAACAAUUGAUAAAUGAUAGGAAUAAAAUUGCCACUGCCAGUAAAAGUUCUACAGACCAUGCUAUACAUCUGAACAUGGAUGAGCACCGUACGUCAUCACAAUCUACGGUGUCUAAGAAUCAUCAGGUGAUGGCCAAUAACCACAGCAUACACGUGGAUGUAAAAACAGAUGAGUUGGCUGACAAAGUUGUUAACAAGAAAGGAAGACAGCAUUCGCAAGAAAGAAAGAAAAGUGUGCCAUCACUCUCCAGUCUCUUCAAGUAACGCAGAAGAUAAUAUAUUUCCUCCGGCAUAGUUUAGAGAUAGAAUAUGUAUUUUCGUCCUUCGUUGUAACAGGAAGCAGAAGAUAUAUUUGAUGUGGUUUUGGAUAGAAACAUAUUUGUAGUCUAAAACUAAGCAUUAUUUUUCUCUAGACUGUUCUUAUGCUCUUAUUGCUAAGACAGACACUUCUGGGGAAUAUUUUGCCAUCAUUGGGAUACAGAAUAUUAGAAUAUGAGGUAUAUCAAUUUACUAUUUAGAAGCUAUUUUUAUUAAUUAA
Cicer arietinum (chickpea) is the source of this 2925-nucleotide messenger RNA. RefSeq lists its product as uncharacterized. Gene Ontology annotation, molecular function: RNA binding; nucleotidyltransferase activity. Gene Ontology annotation, biological process: RNA processing. NCBI's taxonomy places the organism in Eukaryota, Viridiplantae, Streptophyta, Magnoliopsida, Fabales, Fabaceae. The record is from RefSeq and is a predicted model, not a curated record.